UGCGCAAUGGGUUGCCUUUCCCAAACAUGUCCGCGGUGUGAGUUUUACCGGUAGUUCUAGACCUGUCGUUGAUUUACUGUGACUGAACGCACCUUGAUCCUCCGACUAUCACGAGAAAGUUGGAUUCACACUCCAGGAAUAUAUGUCUGAAACUAUUUAUAGGUGACCAAUCAGAAUGAAUCAUUUACACCGUGUGACUCAUCUUUUACUUUUUGUUGUGUUAUUUGUCAAUUUUGUCGUCUGCGAUGACUAUUACGAAAUAUUAGGAAUACAGCGAGAUGCCAAUGCAAAAGAUAUUAGACGUGCUUUUAAAAAAAUAGCCUUAAAAGAACAUCCAGAUAAAAACCCGGAUGACCCACUUGCACACGAGAAAUUCUUAAAAAUUAAUAGAGCAUACGAAGUUCUCAAAGAUGAAGAACUGCGUAAGAAAUACGACAGAUUUGGUGAAGAAGGCCUAAACGAACAACAAGGUCAAUGGGGUCAAAAAUAUGAAAGUUGGAACUUUUAUAAAACAGAAUUUGGCUUGUACGAUGAAGAUCCUGAAGUCGUCACACUUAGCAAGUCAGAUUUUGAACAUUCAGUAUUCGGUCAGGAUAUAUGGUUUGUUAAUUUUUAUUCUCCGAGAUGUCAUCAUUGUCACGACUUGGCUCCUACGUGGCGCAAGUUUGCUAAAGAGAUGGAAGGCGUGAUUCGUAUUGGUGCUGUAAAUUGUUGGGAUGACAAUCCUUUGUGUACGGCGCAAGGAAUUAUGUCAUACCCAACACUCAAAAUUUACCCCCGGAAUGAACCUUAUAGCGGUGCUAAAACACUGAGUUCGUUGGUUCGCCAUGCGUUACGACAAGUGAAAGCAGUAGUACAGGAUAUUUGGGCUGGUAAUUUCAAACAAGUACUGACAAGCAAGGAUUUAAAAUCUCAUCCGUUAUUGAUGAUCUACUGUGGUGCAGCUAAAGGGUCCAGUGAUGAUGAUACAUCAGAAUUGGUCUUUUCUGAAUGUCUUACUAAAGAUGAAAGGCUCAAAGUCGCUGCAAUAUUGGACAAGACAGUGACAGUGGCUCAUGUUGACUGUGUUGCAUCAAGUACAUUAUGUCAAGCGAUGGGAGUGGCUGGUAAUAUACUCAAGUUUUAUGAUAAAGCAGUGCAGUGUAAGAAGGAUAGAGGAACAUACGUUGAUAUUGGUGAACCGAAAGAUAUAGCUGACGAAGUGUUAAAAAUGUUACCAGAUAUACAGUAUAUAGAUGAUAUGCAGCUCAAGGCAAUUCGUAAUAGUAGUGAAAGUCCCUGGCUUGUACACUUUGUUGCCAAUAGUGACCAAGUUGAAACUGAAAUGAGAAAAUUACCAUAUUUACUGGAUGAAAUCAAAGUAAGACGCAUGAUGUCACAAGAUGUAGCAGCUUUCGCAAGGGAGAGUUCCAAUUCAGCUGUGCACAUGCUAGAUCCAUCAUAUUUCCCAAAUCAUGUCAUUAACAGUGGGGAGCUGUGGUUUGUUGACUUCUUUUCUCCACACUGUCCACCAUGCAAGCAGCUUAUACCUGAAUGGCGUAAAGCGGCUAAAGAGCUGUUAGGUAAAGUUAAACUUGGUACGGUUGAUUGUACAGCACACAGUGCGCUGUGCAAUGAGUACAAUGUACGAUCGUACCCAACCAUAAUGCUAUACAACCAGUCCACACCACAUCUAUACUCCGGAAGCAAUACAGCUAAAGACUUAGUUGACUUUGUUCAGGAUAUUUUGACACCAUUAGUAGUUGCUUUGACUCCAGAUGGAUUUGAUUCUUUAGUGAAAAGUAAAACAAAAAAGGACCAAAUGUGGUUGGUUGAUUUCUACGCACCCUGGUGCGGACCAUGCCAGGCGCUGGCACCAGAAUGGAGAAAGUUAGCCAAGAUGUUAAAUGGAACUGCUCAACUUGGCAGUGUAGACUGCGUUAAAUGGAAUGAUUUAUGUUCCAGAAAUGGUAUUGGAAGUUAUCCUACUAUUAAAAUGUACCCGCAUGGUAAAAGUGGCCUUGCUGGGUCAACACAAUACACCGGGUGGAUGCGAGACGCUAUUUCCAUACAAGGAUGGGUCUAUUCGUAUUUGCCGUCUGUAGCGACAACGUUAGACCAAAAUAACUUUGUGAGAAAUGUGAUUCAAGACAAUGAGCCGUGGUUGGUGUAUUUUUAUGCUGGUCCUUGGUGCGGGCCGUGUACAAUGUUUAUGCCGCAAUUUGAAAACGCAGUUAGGAGUCUUGAAGACAGAGUGCAUGCUGGGAAAAUGAACUGUGAUCAUAACCAGGGUGCUUGCAUGCAAUCAGGUGUGAAUUCCUAUCCAUCAAUAAGGUUAUACAUGGGAGCAAGAAAAAAAGGUGGAUCACAGAACUAUGCAGGGGAAUUCAUUACUCAUAUGCAAGGGGUUGAUUUUAUAAUAAAUUACGUUAAAGGAAGAAUCCCAGAAAAUAAAUUAAAGAAAAAGAUUCCUCGAGAUGAACUAUAGAAGCUGAAUAACAAAAUGCACUGAUUUUAUGAAAACAAAAGCCUUAUGUGAACUGAGAAUUUUUCAGAAAAACAAAACAAUUGCAGGAUGCACU
Molecule: messenger RNA, 2561 nt
Organism: Saccoglossus kowalevskii
Lineage: Eukaryota; Metazoa; Hemichordata; Enteropneusta; Harrimaniidae
Product: endoplasmic reticulum disulfide reductase DNAJC10-like
Biological process (GO): IRE1-mediated unfolded protein response
Cellular component (GO): endoplasmic reticulum lumen
Molecular function (GO): misfolded protein binding; protein-disulfide reductase activity; oxidoreductase activity, acting on a sulfur group of donors, disulfide as acceptor
Source: RefSeq, a predicted model, not a curated record